AUCAUUGAUGAAGAGGACACACAGUUCAUGACCAACUGUGCCCCUGCAGUGACAGAGAGUACACCUCGUAGACGUACAAGAAUACAGGUCUUCUGGACGGCACCACCUCCUGGCUCUGGCUGUGUCAUACUGAAGGCCAGUAUUGUCCAGAAGAAAGUCAUAUUUUUCCAGGAUGAAGGCUCUCUCACUAUUCGACUGUGUGAAAAAGAGCGUGUUUUUGGUGAAGCCACAGAGGCUCCAGCCGUCGAAUGCUGCGCUUGUGGCACAGCCAAAUACAGGCUCACCUUCUAUGGCAACUGGUCAGAGCAACAACAUCCAAAAGACUACCCAAGACGAGCCAACCACUGGUCAGCUCUGAUAGGUGCAUCUCACUCCAGAAGCUACACGCUUUGGGAAUAUGGAGGGUAUGCAAGCGAGGGUGUCCGUCAGGUAGCUGAGUUUGGUUCCCCCAUCAAGAUGGAAGAAGAGAUUCGACAGAGGGCAAAUGAUGUACUGACUGUCAUUAAAACGAAGGCUCAGUGGCCAGCAUGGCAACCCCUCAACCUGAGAGCAGCUCCAUCAGCAGAGUUUUCGGUGGACAAGACCCGUCAUCUGAUGUCGUUCCUCACCAUGCUCGGGCCAAGCCCAGACUGGAAUGUGGGGCUGUCAGGAGAGGACCUCUGUACCAAAGAGUGUGGCUGGGUCCAGAGGCUUGUGACAGACCUCAUUCCCUGGGAUGCAGGCACUGAUAGCGGUGUCACAUAUGAGUCACCAAACAGGCCAACCAUUCCUCAGGAGAAGAUCCGCCCCUUAACCAGUUUGGACCACCUUCAGAGCCCGUUCUACGACCCUGAGGGAGGGGCUAUUGCCUCUAUAGCAAGGGUGGUGUUGGAACGCAUUGCUAGAAAGGGAGAGCAGUGUAAUAUGGUACCAGACACAGUCGAUGACAUAGUUGCUGAUACUGGACAGGAGGAGAAUGAAGAAGAUGACACACCAGAGACAUGUAUCUACUCACCUUGGUCCCCCUGGUCGGCAUGCAGCAGUGCUACGUGUGAAAAAGGACGUAGGAUGAGGCAGAGGAUGCUGAAGGCCCAGCUUGACCGCAGCGUUCCAUGUCCACAUACUCAAGACUUUCAGCCCUGCAUGGGACCAGGAUGCAGUAUGGAGGAGCAAUCGACGUGUAUGAUGUCGGAGUGGAUCAGCUGGUCAGCCUGCAGUGUGUCCUGUGGUAUGGGGAUGAGGUCUAGGGAGCGGUACGUCAAACAGUAUCCUGAGGAUGGUUCGCUUUGCCAGCUCAACUCUGAGGAGACAGAGAAGUGUGUGGUCAAUGAUGAAUGCUCACCCAGUAGCUGUGUGGUGACUGAGUGGGGCGAGUGGGACCCCUGCAGUGUCACCUGUGGGCUAGGUAUGAAGAGACGUGAGCGCAUGGUGAAGAUGCCACCUAUAGAUGGAUCCAUGUGUAAGACAGAGGUAGCUGAAGUGGAGAAGUGCAUGAUGCCAGAAUGCUAUACCAUCCCUUGCAUGCUGUCACCCUGGUCUGACUGGAGUGUGUGUAGUGUUACUUGUGGGCGGGGCAUACGAACACGUCAGAGGAUGUUGAAGUCUGAUCCUGCAGGAUGCACAGAGGAGCUGGAGCAGACAGAGAAAUGCAUGCUGCCCGAAUGCCCGAUUGACUGCAUGGUGUCAGAGUGGUCAGAGUGGUCAGAGUGCAACAAGUCCUGUGGAAAAGGACACACGAUUCGAACCCGUAUGGUCAAACUGGAGCCCCAGCUUGGGGGGAGUGGUUGUCCGGAGACAAUCCAGAGGAAGAAAUGCAAGAUCAGAAAGUGCCGAACAAAAACGAGGGAGGAGAAAGGAGGUGGAGCUGGAGGAGGAAAUAGAAGGAGGCGUGGAAAACAGGGAAGAGAUGCAGCUGUCGAGGAGCAGCUAGGUUGUAGGCUACAGCCGUGGACCAGCUGGACGGACUGCACCAAACCAUGUGGAGGGGGAAUCCAAGAACGUUUCAUGAUGGUGAAGAAAAGAGGUAAAGGUACCGUGAUGGCAAGCUGUAAGGACCGAAAGGAGAUCCGCGCGUGUAACGUUCAUCCCUGCUAGCAACAGGACUUUGAGAGGAGGAGAGGCAACAGCUGGAUAAGUCCAUGAGGUUCAAAUAUGUUUGUUUUUUGUUUUUUAAAUGACCUCUAUGUGCAGGGAGGUGAGAUGUGCGGAAGGAAUAUGGGUUUGUUUGGAACUUUGGAAAAUCAAUCUGUGUUUAGGUAACUAAAAAGGAAGAGAGAAAGAUUUAUAUUGUACUGUUUAGUGAACCAAGGUUUUUGUUAGAUUUUGCUGUAGAUAAUAAUGGUCGAAUUUAAGUGGAAGUUCAGUGUUCUGCAAUAAAUAAAUAAAAAGUUUUGAGGAAUGUUCCGUUAAGUAAUCUAACUACAGAUGGUUUGUUAUCAAGCUUGGUUGCUUUUCUUUUGUUUUUCUGAGGUUUUGUCCUUGGGGUUUGAAAUACGGUGUCGGCUUGAGAUCUCCUCUUGAGAAUUCUCACAAAAAUCUUCAAUUAUUUUCCCAGAAAAAUAGCCAUACAGGAGCCUGAGAUAUUCGCAUGUGACUACUUCUUACUGUACUGACUCAAAGAUGCCUUCGAUACAUUAUUUUUACCCUUUAAAUACCAUUAAUGCAUUAAAUAUCCUCAUCAAGUAUUCUUCUAAUCUUAUUCAGAAUUGUUUGGCAGCCUGCAGGGCUUUGGAAAAUAUUUUGAAGCCAGCUCAACAAUCUUUGUUCAGACAAGCAGGGUGAAAACUUAGAGUUCAAGUUUGGUUUAUUAAAUGAUAUAAAUCAUAUUGUAGGUCUGUUAAAUGCUGUGAGAUGCAGAGAGAGUUCUUUUUGCAAGACAAAACCCAGAGAGUCUUUAAAGAUGUAUUGAUAAAAUGUCUAUUUAGUAUCUAACCAACACUUAAUUACAACUACAAAUAGUACUAAAAACCACUUAAGAUAGAAGAGAUCAAUUUUAAGGGACAUUUUUUAUACUGUUAAGAUUAGUCUUUAUGUACCUUACUGCUUUGUGUCAUGUCUUUACAUAUCUGCUGUGCAGCACUGCUGCAACGGAAGCUCCAUGGAAACCUUUGCGGAUUAAAAAACAGUACUGUUGCCUGUUACUGGGACCUUUGUACCAAUAUAGCUUUUCUUAUAAUUGUUGUUGUUGUUUUUCUUUGUACUGUCAUUAAGAGAGAUUUGUAGUAUACCUUGUUUGUUAGAAUUAGCAGUGUGUUUCUACCCUCUUUCUUUCUACUGUUUCAUCACCAAAGUUAUAUUUCCUUGACUUUAUAGCCUUUGCUCUUUGUCAUUUUGGACAUCUGUUUUUUUUUCAUUGCCUCUGUUUCACUGACUAGUUUCUUAGAUCACUUACUGGAAUCACUUUUCCAAUAAAAAAUAAUAUAAGUGUAAAAA
Labrus bergylta (ballan wrasse) is the source of this 3411-nucleotide messenger RNA. The record is from RefSeq and is a predicted model, not a curated record. NCBI's taxonomy places the organism in Eukaryota, Metazoa, Chordata, Actinopteri, Labriformes, Labridae.